CACACAACUUCAUAGUAAUUUCAUUUGAUAGAUACAUUGUUUUACUUUAUAUUUGCUUUAGUGCCACAAUUAUUACGACAGAGCACGCAACGUUACCAUUGUAACACAACUAACGCGGGAGGUCCGUGAAGAAAACUUCCUGUCCGUCGUUAAACACUUCCGGGAUGACACACUGUCACUUUGGACCAAAGGUACCUACUUUGCUGUCACUCUUAAGGUUCGCCUGUUCGGAAGAAAACGAGCUUAAAUUAAGUGUAAGAAAAUUACAUUAACCGUCGUUAAAUCUUUUACAUCAGUUAAGAUUAGUCGAACCCGAACACAAUUCCCGGGCUGUCGUGUUAAUAAGUACAGAGAGAUUAACGCGAAGGAGCGUGCCAACAAGUGGAACAAGUUGUACUAUUAUUCCGCCAUGGACGUGCUGAUAAACGUUAUCAACCAAAGUCAAGGAAGAGACCGCAUUUUCAGAGCAACUCAACACGCCUGUGCUUUGUGUGCUCAUGUUCUCCAACACAAUUGGGAGCAAAAAGAACUUGUGGACAAACUCAAGAGUCUGGAAGCCAACUUGAGUGCUGGACGAAAGUUGUUGAGGCUGGGGAACGCAGCAAGUGCCAUUGAGGCUGCCAAACGAGCUGUGCGACUCUCAGACCGAGUGCUUUGCCUCUGCCUUACCACGGCCAACAUCAACCGUGCACUCUACUUUAUCUGCGACAACGCACUCUGGGCAAGGAACGUGGGCCUCGUCCGAGGUAUCGACAAGGAACGCUGGAGCGCUAACGCCUCCCGUUGCUACUUGCUCUCGCUCAUUACGAGCCUGACCAGAGAUGUUUACGUCAUCUCCCAGUUGAUGGUGCACAGGGCGAGAGAUCAGCACUUCAGGCAGAAGAUGGAUGCGCAUCUCAACCAGAGUCCUGAAGUAGUUGACGUCAUAAUCCCUCAGUUGGAUGCUUUUCUCUUUCUGCUGCUGCACAGCUUAAAGUCACAGCCGUCUGUCUUCUUGGACACCAUCAAAAACAUUUGUGAUCUGCCCCUGCCCCUGGACAAAUUGGGCAUCUAUAAGUCAAACGCUGGGGUGGUUGCCUUUUGUGGCCUGGUAUCUUCAUUGAUCGGGAUUGUGACGCUCAUACAACCCAAGCUGAGAAUUAAACCAUAAAGACACAUUCCUCCAUGGCUUAAGCUACUGGAGAGUUAAAUAAUUACUCUGUGGAGUAGUCAUGCACCUUGCACACAUAGAGAUGAGACAAUUGGUACACCUUAAAUGGGAUUAUUUUCCACAGCCUGGUACCUACUCGGCUCUAUAACGUAUUUCUGUUAGCCAAAGCAGGUACUAUCAGUUGUUGUUUCUAGUAACUGCACUGCUUGGGUUCCAAAUGGGGGACUGGUAAAAAACACUGCUUGUUGCUCAUCCGUUGAGUAAAUUUUAAGCAGUGGUGUCCCAACUGCAGCCUGGGGGUUUCUUUACACACAAUAAAAAAUCAUCUGCAUUUGAAAAUAAGGGAAUUUUUCGGGAAAAAAGGGAAAUUACUCUCACUGCAAGCCCACUCAAAUCAGGUGUCCAAAGUGCGACCCAAAGCUCAUUCUUAAUAAUACUCUUCUUAAUUAAAAACACUAACGAGUGUAAUGUAACGAGAACAAUUUGAAAUGUUGAUGCUACAUUCAUAUGGCCCCAUUUGUCAUUGUUUGCCUGUCACAUGAAACGUGAUACAUUUGGAAGGUACACUAUCCACUUUAGCCACCAGAUGGCACUAAAGUUUUGAAUACCUUAAAAUGUGUCUUGCGGAAAUUCCAUUUUUGACCACAGCGUGUUUCUAUCGUUUUCAGCAGAUUGCAUUGCAAAAUGGUUAACCCCCACACCUCCUUCCUUUCACGUGAGAUCCACCCAGGAAUGGGGCCAUAUGACUCCCUUCCCUACUGUUCUAUAAUAACACAUAACUAACACGACAGCUGUGUUUUUUUUGUUUGAAAAAAAAGUUUGGACGCCCUGCAAUAAUGGUUAUCCUGACCUGGGUGUGGAAAGAGCUACCCACUACAUUGUUACCUGUAGUACUUAAGUUUGAGUUUAUUUUGAACUUGCAUCCAUCCAUACAACACCCCAAAGGGAAUAAGAAGUUAAAUACGGGAAAUUUACAGGAAGCUAUUUAAAUGGGAGAGCAGCGACAGGGAAUCAACUCAAUUCAAUUUCCAGUUCUUGGGGUGACAAUUCUGUUCAGAAUCGAUUCUCCACUCAAACCGAUUUCCGCAAAGUAUUGUUUGGUAAAAGAAAUGAUGAAACCACUUCAAAACAGGUUGCAACAUUUGACGUAUAUGUGCAAAGAGUAAGUACGGAGAUGGCCUGAAAAAUGUUGUUCUGAAAAUUGAUUCUAUAAAAUAUUAAAUAUAUACUUUCUUAUUGAUUUUUGAACAUUUUAAAUUAGAAUAAAUAAGGGUCAUGUUUCUAUUGUGAA
Nerophis ophidion (straightnose pipefish) is the source of this 2441-nucleotide messenger RNA. RefSeq names its product peroxisomal biogenesis factor 11 alpha (gene pex11a). Gene Ontology annotation, cellular component: peroxisomal membrane. The record is from RefSeq and is a predicted model, not a curated record. NCBI's taxonomy places the organism in Eukaryota, Metazoa, Chordata, Actinopteri, Syngnathiformes, Syngnathidae. The transcript is spliced from 3 exons. Gene Ontology annotation, biological process: peroxisome fission; regulation of peroxisome size. The coding region runs from base 410 to 1150 and encodes 246 amino acids.